CCGCUGCCCGGCCUGGGUCUGGCCGGGUACGGCGGGUCUGGCGGCCGGGCCAGCAGCUCGCCGCCGGCCCGUGACACGGUCAGCCCGCCGGUCAGCUCGGCGGCACAGUCGCCCCGCCAGGGCAGUGCCGGCAACGCCCCCUGGAACUACGAGGAGCAGUUCAAACAGCUGUAUGAAAUCGACGACAACCCCAGCCGGAAGGAGUUCCUAGACGAUCUGUUUCGGUUCAUGCAAAACAGAGGAACUCCGAUAAACCGUCUACCGAUAAUGGCGAAGCAGGUGCUGGACCUCUACGAGCUGUACAACCUGGUGGUAGCCCGUGGUGGGCUGGUGGAGGUCAUCAACAAGAAGCUGUGGCAGGAGAUUAUUAAGGGCUUGAAGCUGCCCUCCUCCAUCACGUCUGCAGCCUUCACCCUGCGUACACAGUACAUGAAGUACCUGUACCCGCAGGAGUGUCAGAAGGAAGGUCUCAGCAGUCCGUCUGAGCUGCAGGCAGCCGUGGACGGGAACCGGCGCGAGGGCCGCCGCAGCACCUACAACAGCAACUCGUACGCCGACUUCGUGCAGAGGUCGCCACUGCUAUCGGGCUCGAUGGCGCAGUCGUUCGGCUUGUCCAACGGCAUGCCGACCACGCUGCAUCAGCAGGGCCUGUCUCCUCUGUCGCUGGUCACCAGUCGGCCCGGCACCAACGGCGCCGGAGGCCACCCGCUGCCGCCUAGCUCUCCGUUUCUGCCGGGCAUGGGCGGCCCCGUGCUGCCGUCCGCCAACGACACGCUGAUGACGCUGUGGAACCUGUACAGCAACAGACAGCCGAUCCCCUCGCCGCCACACCGCAAGCCCGAGUGCAUGGGCCUGGCUCCGCAGAGCGAGGCCCUCAACCUCGGCGUCCGACGCGAAAUCAUGGCGAGGCAGGAAAGGGAGCGCGAGCAACAGGAGCGAGAGAGAGACCGCGAGCUGGAGCUGCACCGCGAGCGCGAAAGGGAGAUCGAGAGAGAACGCGAGCGCGAGAGGGAGCAGGAGAUGACGCGAGAGGUGCCUGACGACCUGUCGCCGCCACCCAAUAAAAGGGCCCGGUCGGAUGACGAAGAGCACAAGAUGAACGCGCUGCCUCACACAAAAAUGAGCAUAUCGUCCAAGGGCGACGGAAGUUUGGUGCUGAGCAUGGAGCUGAACGGCGUGGUUUACCAGGGAGUUCUCUUCGCUCAGCCUAGCGCCGCCCGGCUAUAG
Molecule: messenger RNA, 1227 nt
Organism: Pollicipes pollicipes
Lineage: Eukaryota; Metazoa; Arthropoda; Thecostraca; Pollicipedomorpha; Pollicipedidae
Product: AT-rich interactive domain-containing protein 3A
Exons: 8
Biological process (GO): regulation of transcription by RNA polymerase II
Cellular component (GO): nucleus
Molecular function (GO): DNA binding
Source: RefSeq, a predicted model, not a curated record